UUUAGUAUAGCUACGUGUGGAGGCCGUGUGGGAAAAACCGCACUGUAUUUAUAGCAAAUUGAACGGGCUCUCGUUCACUUUUCGCCAUCAUGUCGACUCUGAAUGUGCUAAUCAUCAUUUCUGCGGUGAUCUCUGCGGUGUUGGCCUUUUCAAGUAACAAAACCACCAGAGCAAUUAUGGACGAAUGGAAGGAGCGCACGAAGGAGGAACAUCCAGAAUGCCUAAAAUCGACGGGGGUCAAGGAGGAGUACGUGAAUCAAUAUUGGGAGUCGGUCGAGAUGGUCGACGAUGAGAAUUUCAAAUGCUACCUUUGGUGCGUGUUUAACGGAUUUAAGCUUAUGAAUAAUGACGGUAACGCCAACAAGGAGCUUGUCGUGCAAUAUGUAGACAGAAUGACCUCCGAAAUAGUGGAAUUCUGCACUGCAAAGAUUGACACUAAGACCGACAAGUGCGAACGUGUCUAUGAACUGGUCUAUUGUGGCACACGCUACCAUCACAUUUACGUUUAAGCAGUUUUCUGCAAAGUAUGUUUAGAUCAGUUGAAUGGCGACUAUUUGUUUAUAAUAAAGUCCAAUGAAUUAUUU
Molecule: messenger RNA, 584 nt
Organism: Photinus pyralis (common eastern firefly)
Lineage: Eukaryota; Metazoa; Arthropoda; Insecta; Coleoptera; Lampyridae
Exons: 2
Coding region: 90-509 (139 amino acids)
Biological process (GO): sensory perception of smell
Molecular function (GO): odorant binding
Source: RefSeq, a predicted model, not a curated record